Messenger RNA from Paralichthys olivaceus (Japanese flounder), 498 nucleotides. It is a transcript of the gene uqcrb, whose product is annotated as ubiquinol-cytochrome c reductase binding protein. Gene Ontology annotation, biological process: mitochondrial electron transport, ubiquinol to cytochrome c. The record is from RefSeq and is a predicted model, not a curated record. NCBI's taxonomy places the organism in Eukaryota, Metazoa, Chordata, Actinopteri, Pleuronectiformes, Paralichthyidae.
UCUUACCCAUCAUGCAUUGCGCUCGUCCUUAGUGUUAAAGAUGGCGUCGAGGGCACCAGCAGCGACAGGCAGGCUAAUGCUUGGAGUCCGCAAAUGGUAUUAUGGCAUGUGUGGCUUCAGCAAGCUUGGUUUAAUGCGUGAUGACACAAUCACUGAGGAUUCAGAUGUGAAAGAGGCCCUGAACAGGCUUCCAGAGAAAAUGCUCAACGAAAGGAUGUUCAGGAUCAAGAGAGCCCUGGAUCUUAACAUGAAGCAGCAGAUCCUCCCUAAAGAUCAGUGGAUGAAAUAUGAGGAGGAUAUCAGCUACCUGUCACCAUAUCUGAAUGAGGUGAUCCGUGAGCGUAAAGAAAGAGAAGAGUGGAUGAAGAAGUAAAUGGUUCCUGAUCAAAUUAUUAAUCCUCAUCUUGAAUCCAUGCAUGUUUGUCCCCUGGUGUAAUAUUUAAAAUGAAAUGCGACCUAUAUAAGACAGUGCCCAUUAAAGAAAUAUACAUUUUCAAA